Tarenaya hassleriana is the source of this 1299-nucleotide messenger RNA. RefSeq names its product aspartic proteinase CDR1-like. Lineage: Eukaryota; Viridiplantae; Streptophyta; Magnoliopsida; Brassicales; Cleomaceae. Gene Ontology annotation, cellular component: extracellular region. The record is from RefSeq and is a predicted model, not a curated record. Gene Ontology annotation, biological process: proteolysis. The coding region runs from base 55 to 1299 and encodes 414 amino acids. Gene Ontology annotation, molecular function: aspartic-type endopeptidase activity. The transcript has a single exon.
UUAACCAAUUCACUCGUACUCAAUUAGCAGCUCUUCUCUUGAGCACACAUAAGAAUGGCGUUUCUUGCGUUCUGCGUUUCUGCGGUUCAAGCAAUUCUCCUUCUGUUCGCCGCAGACGCUGCCCCACAAGACGGCAUCACAGCCGAAUUGAUCUACCACGAUUCCAUCAGAACGCCAUCCCCCUACAGCAACCCCUACCAAAGCAUGCGAUCGUUUCGUCCCACCCGGUCGCCGUACUCCGACGCAGUGUCCAGCUACCUGGGUGGGUACCUGAUGAAAAUAAAGAUCGGGACGCCACCGGUGGAGAUCAUGGGAUUUGCAGAUACGGGAAGCGGUCUUAUCUGGACGCAGUGUCUGCCUUGCGCCAGAUGUUUCCCGCAAGAUUAUCACAAGUUCAACCCUCUCGCUUCCUCUACCUACCAAGACCUUCCUUGCGGAUCAAGGCAGUGCAAAACCAUUAACAGAGCCACCAACUGUCACGGUGAUAAGAACAGUGUCUGCCCUUACACAAUUGUUUACGGGGAUAAGACCUUCUCUAUUGGGACGGUUGGGUUUGAUACGUUCACCCUCGGCUUGACCUCGGGCACGCACUUUUCUCUGAUCGGAACCCUCUUUGGCUGCGGUCGGAACAACACGAGUAUCGAAUCUGGUGACAUGACAGGGAUCAUUGGACUCGAUUGGGGACCGUUUUCCCUCAUCUCUCAGAUGGGAGACAGAAUCCAAGGCCUCUUCUCCUACUGUUUAGGCGCCAAGACGAGCAAGAUCAACUUCGGAGCAAACGCUAUCGUUUCGGGACGUGGAACCAUGUCUACGCUGCUUUACAGAAAGAAGUUUAGUCCGAACUUCUACUACCUAAACCUAGAGGCAGUGAGCGUGGAUGAUGCAUGGGUUGAGACCUCGGGAACCUCGAUGGGUUCAAAGGACGGAAACAUUGUCAUAGACUCGGGAACGACAUAUCUGAUGCUAGCGGAGGACUAUUUCCAACGCGUCAAGGAAGCGGUGACGGCCGCGAUGAGAGCGAAAGGAGCCAAUCCCCAGGAUAAGAACUGUUACUCGCCGUGCAAUCUCGAGGAUUUUCCGGUGAUAACGAUGCACUUUGCUGGUGCGGAUCUCGUUUUGGGACGAUCAAACACGUACUAUAACGUGGAUGAUGGGGUGGUUUGCUUAAAGAUCGCCCCGACCCCGGGGCACCCUCCAAUAUUCGGCUACGAAGCUCAGUCCAACUUCUUGAUCGGUUAUGACACAGUCUCCAGGAUCAUCUCCUUCAAACCCACCAACUGCUCUUCUGUCUGGCAUUGA